UCGCGUUGAAAGGAGUGUUGCUUUACGUCUGCUGUGUGAUAGGGACGUAGAUGGCGGAUUGAGUCGUCGUCGUUGUUGUUAUUGUUUCAGUCUAAGGCCUAAGGGAUGGAUAAGAAGAAGAAGGUGCUGGAUGUGACGGCGGCCUCGCUAGUGGACUUGAAAGCUGAACUCUUUCGUAAACAAGAGGAAUUCAAGCAUGAAAAGCUCGCCAAAGCGGCUGGGGUCGUUCCAAAGCCCAGAGCAACCCUGAAGAAACCAAACAUUUGGAGCAAGCAGAAUACAGGUGUCACUGCUCGAGCCGAGAAAGAUGUGGAGGAGAAGACUGAAGAAGAUGACUCGCUGGAGAAAUCCAGGAAGAAGUUAGAGGAGAAGGCUCAAUUGUACGAGAAGAUGACCAUAGGAGAUUUUCCUGAUGAGGAGACUGAAGAGCUCUACCUGGUUGACUUUGCACAGAAGAUCAUAGACAAGAAGAAAGAAAUUCAGAACUUCUGCCAGAAGGAAAGAAAGCAAGCACAGGUCGAGGAGGAAGAGAAGAUGCCCGAUCUCCCCAUUCCAGCGCCGCAGAACCCUGGAGAAGAAUGGGUUGAUUAUGUAGACUCCCUUGGCCGCUCAAGACGUUGUAUGAAGAAAGAUUUACCCGGUCUUUUAAAAAUGGAUAAAGAUCUGCAAGGAAAAAAACCAGUCACACAGGAUAAGACAUUGCUGUCUGAAGACAUGAGGAGGGAGAUGCAAAGACACCAGUGGGAGCAAGAAGAAGAAGAAGCUUUGAAGAGACCGAUGGGACCAAUGCAUUAUGAAGACAUAAGAGACCAUGAGGCCAGACAACUAGGUGUUGGCUACUUUUCUUUUGCGCGGGAUGAGCAAACUCGUCAGAAGCAGAUGGACACCUUGAAUAUGUUGCGAGAUCAGACUGAAGAUCAGAGGGUGAAGCGAGAGAAUUUAAAAGCCAAACGUAAGGCAAUGCUGGAUGCCAGACUUUCAAAAUUACGACAGAGGAAAAUGAAGCAAAUGAAAGGGGAAGGAAUCGAACUAGAGACAGGUCAGGAUGAAGAAGAGGAAAACAAAGUGAUUGGACCAGAGCCGGUGGUUCCAGUGGAACAUGAGAAGAAAGUUGAGGUAGUUGUCCAGGAGCGGAAAGACACCAAACCCGGAGCUCCACACAUCAGAGAGUGGGACAGAGGCAAAGAAUUUACAUUUGGGCGAUGGUCAAAAGUCUGUGAAGACCUAAGAAAUGAGCGAGAGCCUGAAUUUGCUCCUCCAUCUUUCUAUGCUUUAGAUCAAGCAAAAUCGGAGAAGUAUCAGAACACUAAGUGGAAGCAAACAGCUCCCUCUCCUGAAGCAGCAGGUUUUGGUCACACACACAACUAUUGCUCACCGGAAGAUCCAGGCCCCCACCAACAAAAGCCCUUGGAUGAGAAGAGCUUAGAUGAGAUGUUGUCGUAUUAUAGAAGUGUUACCUGAUUCCAUUGUGGAAGCUGGACUAUUAAUUGUGUACAGAGAGAACAGAGAAUCAAUUAAAUUAUUUUAGAAAAAAA
This is a messenger RNA of Hyla sarda, 1535 nucleotides long. RefSeq names its product coiled-coil domain containing 174 (gene CCDC174). NCBI's taxonomy places the organism in Eukaryota, Metazoa, Chordata, Amphibia, Anura, Hylidae. Gene Ontology annotation, cellular component: nucleus. Bases 106 to 1461 code for a protein of 451 amino acids. The record is from RefSeq and is a predicted model, not a curated record. The transcript has 11 exons.